AUGGCCAUCGUCGGCUAUAAGGCCUUAUCCUCUAGCUGGGCCGUGGUCCCCAGGAAAACCUUCCUCAGCUUCACGCCAGCUGAGGCUGGUGCCUGGUUGGCAAAGACUGGUCAAAGCUCUUUUGUGAAUGGUCUGACCCUUGGGGGCCAGAAAUGUUCUGUGAUCCCGGACUUACUGCUACAGGAUGGGGAAUUUAUCAUGGAUCUUUGUGCCAAGAGCACAGUCGAGGCCUGCACCUUUAACAUCGCUGUCACUGUGAAUGCCAAGACGCUAGUCGCACUGAUGGGCAAAGGUGCCCAUGGUGAGUGUCUCCUGCACCAGGAAGCCUCAGCAGUCUUCAGCAGCGAUCAUUUCAGCAAUGUGUCCCUGGUUUAG
Messenger RNA from Phyllostomus discolor (pale spear-nosed bat), 375 nucleotides. RefSeq names its product profilin-1-like. Gene Ontology annotation, molecular function: actin binding. Gene Ontology annotation, cellular component: cytoplasm. Gene Ontology annotation, biological process: regulation of actin filament polymerization; actin cytoskeleton organization; positive regulation of actin filament bundle assembly. NCBI's taxonomy places the organism in Eukaryota, Metazoa, Chordata, Mammalia, Chiroptera, Phyllostomidae. Bases 1 to 375 code for a protein of 124 amino acids. The transcript has 2 exons. The record is from RefSeq and is a predicted model, not a curated record.